Messenger RNA from Besnoitia besnoiti, 573 nucleotides. RefSeq lists its product as uncharacterized. The transcript has a single exon. Lineage: Eukaryota; Apicomplexa; Conoidasida; Eucoccidiorida; Sarcocystidae. The record is from RefSeq and is a predicted model, not a curated record. The coding region runs from base 1 to 573 and encodes 190 amino acids.
AUGCAGCGGCCGUGUCCAUCUUUCUCAGAUCAUCCGCCUGGUGCUCCCGCGGCCGCCGCGCCAAUCUCGUUCGCCCUGCCCACCCACUCGGACAACAUAGGAACGACAGCUAUGGCCCCGACGCUUCUCCCGUCUGCACACCAAGGCUACGUCCCCACCCUGCGCGGAUCUGUUAUUCAUCGCGCGCCAGCACGUCCAACCGUUGCAGAGACAGGCACCGCUUUUGAGCGCAACAUAGCGGCACAAGCAGCUAAAGUAGCUCCUACACCACCACACGCUGAACUUGAAACCCAAGGUCCAAUCCCUAAACCAGACGAGGCUCGCGCGGAGGCGCGGCGGUCGCCGCGGCUACUGCCUGUGUGGGGCCAGCAGCCGGUAGAGUCAGCUGACGACGGCCAACGCACCGCCACCUGCUCCUACUGGCAACGUGAUUCCCAACUGUCCCUCCCUCUGAAGAAGAGGAAAAAAUACACAGCUUACUUCGUUGACACAGAUGAACAUGCCAGCCCACCGCCAACCACUGCCAGCCGCCCCGCCACUAACGCGACAGCAUCUCGCACCACCCUGCCGUAA